This is a messenger RNA of Neopsephotus bourkii (Bourke's parrot), 2816 nucleotides long. Its product is annotated as cystathionine beta-synthase-like. The record is from RefSeq and is a predicted model, not a curated record. Gene Ontology annotation, molecular function: cystathionine beta-synthase activity; cysteine synthase activity. The coding region runs from base 1021 to 2619 and encodes 532 amino acids. The transcript is spliced from 16 exons. Gene Ontology annotation, cellular component: cytoplasm. Lineage: Eukaryota; Metazoa; Chordata; Aves; Psittaciformes; Psittacidae.
AGGGGAAGAUGGGGCACAGGCAGCAUGCCCACAUAGUUGGGGCUGGAGGGAAAAGGGGGCUUAUGUGGGGCCCCACAACGUCAGCCUCCCUUGGGCUGAUAAUGUCAGCAACAUGCUGGCAAAGAAGGAGAAGACCCACAAAAGCAGCUCUAAUAAUUUCAGCCCCCUGCCUUUCCUCUCUUUCCACCUCACUGUGAAAUGGUCAAGAUGGGCAUCACCAGGAAAAAGAAAACAAGAGAAAGAAAGGUACUAAUAAAAGAAAGAAAGUAAACCAGCUUGCCUCCAGCUUGGUUGGUAACCAGUGACUUCAGCUGUGAAAGAGUGCAAGCGCCUCUGAUACGCUGCGGCUUAUCUCUUCUUUACCCACAGAGGACUUUUGCUCCUUCCCAGUUAAUUCAUUAGGUAAAUACAGAUUUGCUGGGGGAGACACACUCAAGGCCAACACAAAUCCUGGCUUGCAAGAAAAUAACAUUUUUAUUAUUUUUCCCUUGAUCAUCCCAAGACAGAGCAGAUUUUGGGGGGAAGAGCACUGGGAGAUAAAGUGUGCUGGAAGAGUUGCUGUUGGCUGCAGGGUCCAAGCCAUUUUGGCAUGACCAUCCUUGCACCUUCAUGGUGUCUUUCUGCUUUGUGAGACUGGGGUUUGUGUGUCUGGAGGAGAAAAGGCAGCUCAGUGUCUGAUGUGAAGGCAAUCCAGUGUCUGCUGCCUGCUGCCCUGCUUCAAGCUGCAGUCAUGGGGCCAGGCGACAACAUGAGGUUGCUGACGUCCAUCCUCAGAGAUUCCCUAGGGCUUCUGGUUGAGAAGCAAGCCUGACCUCACGCCAUGGUGCUGCUCCAACACCAGUAUGGUGUACUUCUGUGUUUCAGGGACAGCCCAACGCCCAGGAGAAAACCACAGCCACAUCCUCCUGGCCAGUGGGGAAGCCACUGGGAAAGCACGACGUUGACCUCAGGUAGUCCUGACGUGCCGCUUCCAAGGAGCUCCAGCCAAGUGGGUGAAACAGGCAAGCGAGCAGGAGGAGGAUGGCAGAAACGGAGCUGACCAAGCUGUGUCCGCUCAUGAACGGCAAUUGUGUGGGGAAUCAUGGAAACAAAGCCGACAGCUCCUGGAUUCUUCCCAACUUGCCCAGUAAGUGCACAUGGACACCUACAACACCUGCCUCCAAGUCUCCACACUCCUGCGUGCCCUUACCAGAAGAAAAAAAGAUCUUGCCCAACAUCCUGAAGAGAAUUGGCUGCACCCCAAUGGUCCGAGUCAACAAGAUUGGGAAGUCCUAUGGGCUCAAGUGUGAACUCUUGGCAAAAUGUGAGUACUUCAAUCCGGGGGGCAGCAUAAAGGACCGCAUCGGCCUGAGGAUGGUGGAAGAUGCAGAGCGAGCUGGGAUUAUUAAACCAGGAGACACACUCAUCGAACCCACUUCAGGAAACACAGGAAUCGGGCUGGCAAUGGUGGCUGCAGUGAAAGGUUACCGCUGCAUCAUUGUCCUGCCGGAGAAGAUGAGCACGGAGAAGGUUGAUAUUCUGAAGGCACUGGGUGUUGAAAUUGUGAGGACCCCAUGCACCAGCUUCGAUGCUCCAGAGUCUAACAUUCGUGUGGCCUGGAAGUUGAAAAGUGAAAUCCCAAACUCUCACAUCCUGGACCAGUACCGAAAUCCAAGCAACCCCCUGGCUCAUUACGACACCACGGCUGAGGAGAUCCUGGAGCAGUGUGAAGGCAAGGUCCACAUGGUGGUGGUUGGGUCUGGCACAGGAGGCACCAUCACUGGCAUCGCCAGGAAGCUGAAGGAGAAAUGCCCAGAAUGCAAGGUCAUUGGUGUGGAUCCUGAAGGCUCCAUCGUCGCUCUGCCCAGCGAGAUGAACACAACAAACACCACAAACAUCGAAGUGGAGGGCAUUGGGCAUGACUUUAUCCCUACUGUCCUUGACAGAUCAGUGGUUGAUCAGUGGUAUAAAUGCAAUGACAGAGACUCGUUGCUCAUGUCGCGCAGGCUGAUCAGGGAAGAGGGACUAUUGUGUGGAGGCAGCUCGGGCAGUGCCAUGUCUGUUGCUGUGCAGGCAGCCAAGGACCUGAAGGAAGGUCAGCGCUGUGUUGUCAUCCUGCCCGACUCUGUCAGGAACUACAUGUCCAAAUUUCUGAAUGAUAAGUGGAUGAUAAAAAACGGUUUCCUAAACGACGCCCAGGAGCACAAGCCUUGGUGGUGGAACAUCAAGGUGCAGAAACUGAAUCUCUCGGCCCCUCUCAUUCUCCUCCCUGAAGUCAGCUGUCAAAAAGCAAUUGAGAUCCUCCAGGAGAAGGGAUAUGAUCAAGCUCCUGUUGUUGCUGAAUCAGGGCUUAUUUUGGGAAUGGUGACCCUCAGCAACACCCUUACCUCAGUGCUGAGUGGAAACGCGCAGUUCUCAGACUCCGUUACGAAGGUCAUCCACGACCAGUUCUCAAAGAUUGGCCUGGAGGACAGCCUCGGCAAGCUUUCCCGCAUCCUGGAGAACGACCACUUUGCUAUUGUUGUACACGAGCAAAUGCAGUUCAAUGGGAACGGCAGCUCCUUCAUGAAGCAGAUGGUGUUCAGUGUGGUCACAGCCAUGGACCUCCUCACCUUUGUCAGCAGAAAUGAGAAGGAGUAGCAGAGCAGCUUGGCUGUACCCUCCUCUGCUCCUCCGGCAGAGCCAGCUGCCCCCCGAGCAUCCACCUCCUGGCGAGGUGCUUUCUGGUCUGAUCCAGCUGAUCGUUUCUCAGAAUGACUAGGUGAAAAUCGUACUGUAAUGAUCAUUUGUCCGCUAAAUGACAUCCCAGAAUACCACUAACAACAAGAUAACUAAUG